Molecule: messenger RNA, 648 nt
Organism: Ilex paraguariensis (yerba mate)
Lineage: Eukaryota; Viridiplantae; Streptophyta; Magnoliopsida; Aquifoliales; Aquifoliaceae
Source: the annotation of a GenBank genome assembly
AUGGAUGACUCAUCCAUGGCCAAAAACAUCCUAUCGCCACUCGAAAGUCAGGCUCAAAAGGAACAUCAAAUUAAGCUUGAUACUGGUACCAAGGUCAAGGAGGCAAAUGGAAGGUCCGCUGCUGCAAGGAUUGUUGGGAAGAAGGUUAAUGCACUUCUUCGUAUCAAUACAGAUGUGGAUCCUCAGGUUCAUCCUUAUGUUGCCACCGGUAACAAGAACUCCAAAUUUGGUAUCAGAAAUGAGAAGUUGCAAUGGUUUCUAGAUGUUGUGAAGGCAUAUUCUAAUGAAUCGAAGCUUGUGGGGGCCCAUUGUCAUAUUGGUUCUACCAUUACCAAGGUAGACAUUUUCAAAGAUGCUGCGGUAAUAAUGGUGACCUACGUUGACCAAAUUCGAGCCCAAGGCUUUGAAAUUGAUUACUUUAACAUAGGAGGUGGUCUGGGGAUUGAUUAUUAUCAUACUGGAGCCAUCCUUCCCACCCCUAGAGAUCUUAUUGACACUGUCAGAGAGCUGGUGCUUUCACGUAAUCUCAAUCUCAUCAUGAACCUGGGAGAUCACUUAUUGCAAAUACUUGCUCACAUAGAGCUGGUUUCUCCUUCACAACCUGAUGAUGAGAUUUCUACUUUUGAUGUUGUGGGUCCGGUCUUCUAA